AUGGUGAGCGUGGCGCCUUCGCCGACUUCAGCGGCGGCGGCGCCGCCGCCGCAGCUGAGCCUGGCGGAUCUCAGGGCUCUGUCCGUGCUCGGCCGUGGCGCCAGGGGCGUAGUCUUCCACGUCGUGCCGGCCGCGGCCGCGGUGGCGGCGACGGACGAAGGCGCGGGGUGUGCGGCCGAGGUGGAUCCCAUGGCGCUCAAGGCCAUAUCCCGCGCCGCCGCGAGGCACAAGGGCGCGGGGAUCGCUGGAGGUACGGGCGGCGGCGACGGGCACCGGAGGAUCUGGUUCGAGCGCGACGUGCUACUCGCGCUCCGCCACCCGCUGCUCCCUUCCCUCCGCGGCGUCGUGGCCACCGACAGCGUCGUCGGGUUCGCCAUCGACCGGUGCGCCGGCGGCGACCUGAACGCGCUCCGCCGCCGCCAGGCAGGGAGGGUGUUCCCCGUCGCCGCCAUACGGUUCUACGCGGCGGAGCUGGUGCUCGCCCUCGAGCACCUCCACGGCCUCGGCGUCGUGUACCGCGACCUCAAGCCGGAGAACAUCCUCAUCCAGGACUCCGGCCACAUCAUGCUCGUCGACUUCGACCUCUCCACCACCCUCCCGCCUACGCCGCCUCCCCCGCCGCCUGACACCGCUCCGCCACCCCAAAGUAGUUCGCCUUCCUCCCCUUCCUCACGCGCCCGCAGCAGGCGCAACAGCACGAAGGUCAUGGCCGUCUUCGGAUGCUUCUCGUCACGCCACACGGCCUCACGGGAGCCAUCGUCGUCGUCAUCGUCACAGUCACCGCCGUCCACUUCCAGGGCUGCCUCGUCCUCCUCCUCGUCGACGUACUGCUCGUCGGGCACUCGGACGCCGGCGAAGUCGAACUCGUUCGUGGGGACAGAGGACUACGUGGCGCCGGAGAUCGUGGCCGGGAGCGGGCACGACUACGCCGUCGACUGGUGGGGCCUCGGCGUGGUGCUCUACGAGAUGCUGUACGGGCGCACGCCGUUCCGGGGGCGGAGCCGGCGGGAGACGUUCCACCGCGUCCUCGCCGCGCAGCCGGAGAUGCCCGGCGAGCCGACGCCGCUGCGCGACCUCAUCGCGUGCCUCCUGGAGAAGGACCCCGGGAAGCGCAUCGGCGCGCACGGCGUGAAGCGGCACGCCUUCUUCCGCGGCGUCGACUGGGACGGCAUCCUCGACGUGGCGCGGCCGCCGUUCAUCCCGACGCCCGACGACGUCGCUGGCGCCGUGGCCGAGGAGGCGCUGGACGUGGAGAAGGUGCUGCACGAGGUGUUCGGCUCGAGCGCCGCCGUCGAAACGCCCGCGCCGGAGGCCAUCAGUGACAGAGGGAGAGAUGAAGAUUUCUCCAUAUUUUUCUGAGUUUAACUUAAGACUACUAUG
Molecule: messenger RNA, 1380 nt
Organism: Oryza brachyantha (malo sina)
Lineage: Eukaryota; Viridiplantae; Streptophyta; Magnoliopsida; Poales; Poaceae
Product: serine/threonine-protein kinase OXI1-like
Exons: 1
Coding region: 1-1359 (452 amino acids)
Biological process (GO): protein phosphorylation
Cellular component (GO): cytoplasm; nucleus; plasma membrane
Molecular function (GO): protein serine/threonine kinase activity; ATP binding
Source: RefSeq, a predicted model, not a curated record